AUGAAGUCGUUGUUCACCGUCGCCGCCUUCAUUGCCUCCGCCUUCGCACAGACCGCGUGGAUCGGCAUACCCGCGGCUGGGAGCAACCUGACCGUGGGCAGCCCGCUGAACGUAACCGUCUCGCAAAGCCCGCCGAUGCUCGGGUUCAACCAGGUCGCGCUGGUCAUUGCGAUGCAGCAGUGCCCCGUGAGUGGGUGUUCGGGCUACAACCCGUACUACGACGGCCUCGGCGUGGUGCUGUACCAGGGCCCGUUCACACCGACGGUCAACCCCGAGGCACCGUGGCUCACGUAUCACGAGAACUUCGCCGUGCAGGUCCCUGCGUCUUACUCCGGCGCAGCGCUGCUGGAGAUCUCGCAGUUCGAGCUUGUCGGGAAUCAGUCGGUCCCGUAUUGGGGGAUCCAGAAUAUUACUGUUAACGUUGUCUAG
This is a messenger RNA of Sparassis crispa, 429 nucleotides long. RefSeq lists its product as hypothetical. Lineage: Eukaryota; Fungi; Basidiomycota; Agaricomycetes; Polyporales; Sparassidaceae. Bases 1 to 429 code for a protein of 142 amino acids. The transcript has 3 exons. The record is from RefSeq and is a predicted model, not a curated record.